This is a messenger RNA of Trypanosoma grayi, 1233 nucleotides long. RefSeq names its product putative trans-sialidase. The transcript has a single exon. Lineage: Eukaryota; Euglenozoa; Kinetoplastea; Trypanosomatida; Trypanosomatidae. The record is from RefSeq and is a predicted model, not a curated record. The coding region runs from base 1 to 1233 and encodes 410 amino acids.
AUGAUCUCACCCUCAUUGGUGUGGUCCAGGGCACAGCUCCAGAAACCGCAGCCAGAUGAGGAUGUUGCGACUCGACUCGCACAGUGGCUUCCAGGAUUAAUGGUGCAUUCCCGGUUGAAUGGCGGCAGUCCUUCUUCAUCCCCAGCUGAGGAGAUGGGUGACCGUGACGGACUGCUCAUUCAUGCCGCACAUCGUCGCUCUCUCUACCUCGGCUGUGCGCGGCAUCUCUCACAGUUUUCCGACGCGCACGACUACUACCGUCUGAUGAUGUGGUGUCACGAUCAGGGCAUCUUCAUUCACCCUGCUGUCUGUGUGCAAAGACGCCCAUCGUUGUACCGCGACCACGCUUUCACUGUCUCACAGAACAUUGAAAGGUUGACCCCACUGCUAGCCAUCCCGGAGUCGCUUAUCAUUGGGUUUAAGAAUCUGAGUGACACGAGUGACUCCGACAACAGUCUGCGGGAUGAGAAGCGGGAAAAGGAGUUCAAUGAACUGAACUCUGGGGACGGGAGUGACUCCGAUGUGUGCCAGUUUUUUUUCGCUUCACUGAGCAUGGUUGUGUCUGACCUCGUGACGGCGAAGAGCAGUCCACUGACGGAUCCGCGUUGGGCCUUCGCAGAGCUACUUGGAAAGGUGCGAACGCUGAAGAAUGCGCCGUACCUCGAGGAUGAUGUGGUGCUGGACGCGGAGUCCUCGGGUCUGGCCGACGUGCUGUUGCAGAUGAUUCGCAAUUACAUCAAUGGGGGUCCGCUGGUAGGAAAAGUUGACCGCACAGAACUUCGCUGGGCAGUGAGCGUAUGCCUCUCCCACUCCACACCGCUUGCGAUUGCAGCGACGAGAUCGAUUGGAAUAAUUCCCAUGGUACACCUCUUUCCGCAUGGUGGGAAGGAAACAAAUGCGUUUCUUGUUUCCCGCACAAGCCGCCCGCACUCUGCGGAGAAAAUUGCGGCAUACUUUAGCACGCAUCAUGGCUACGACUUUGCGCACGCGAGGGAAGGUAAAUGGAUUUAUGUCGUGCCCUCCCGCCCUCUCCUCGCGGGUGAAGAGAUUCACCUGCAGGCCAUGGCUCCUGUUUGUGGAAGAGACUCGGAGGCUGAGAAAAUGUGGCGACUGUCGUGCGCCGCUGCACCAAAGGAGUAUAUGACAUCGGCUGCCGUUGCGCAGAUGCAGCAGCGUCUCACAUGUGAGCUCAUUGAGAAAGGUGACGAUAUCCUUUCGGGGAGAAUGUCUUAA